AGCAACACUCUAUAUCAUCAUCAAGCAAGUCUCAGUGAAUUCUCAAACACUGCCCUCUACCAAGACUUUAAAAUAAAUCGAAAUAAGAAAACACGAAGAAAGUCGAAAAUUCGACGAUGGAAAUCGCAGCGCCGGCCCUUUCGAGUUUGGAGGAUGAUCGUCGAUCUCUAACGUACCAUGCCACGGUUUGGGGGGACUAUUUUCUCUCCUAUGGAUCGGAGAUGAUGAAUGCCGACGAUGGUAAGCUCGAGACGCUUAAAGAACACGUGAGGAAGCUCUUGGACGCAACGCCUAAUAAUUCGUUGCAUAAAUUGGAAUUGAUCGACACAGUGCAAAGGCUUGGAGUGGGCUACCAUUUCCAAAAUGAGAUCGAGGGGUCGUUGAAGGAAGUGUACGAUGCUUAUGCCAAAGGUGGAUUCAACGAUGGCAACGACCUUCAUGUGGUUGCUCUUCGCUUCCGCUUGCUUAGGAACCAACGCUUCAACGUGCCAUCGAAUGUGUUUGAGAAAUUCAUGGACAAGGAAGGAAGGUUCGAGGAGUCAUUGGCGAACGAUGUACAAGGGGUAUUGAGCUUGUACGAAGCAUCCCAUUACAGCGUACGCGGGGAGAAAAUACUCGACGCCGCAUUAGAGUUUUCAUCGACUCGUCUCGCGGCCGUAGUCUCCCAUAUUGGCGACGCGCUCCUCGCCGCCCGAGUUAAAGAAGCGUUAGAAACCCCGAUCCACAAGUGUUUGAAUCGGUUGCACGCGACGAAAUUCAUCCCGAUAUACCAAGGAUACGAGUCGCACGACGUUUCGCUCCUGGCCUUGGCUAAGAUGGACUUCAACUUGGUCCAAAAGUUGCAUCAGAAGGAGAUAAGCGAUCUCACGAAGUGGUGGAAGGAUUUGGAUUUCGGCAACAAAUUCCCUUUCGUGAGAGAUCGAAUGGUGGAGUGCUACUUCUGGAUCAUGCAGUUGUUCUUCGAGCCCCGAUUCCAUGUGGGGAGGAUGACACUGUCUAAGGUGCUGAUGAUGAUCACCAUCAUCGACGACAUUUACGACGUCCAUGGAACUCUGGAUGAGCUCCAAGUGUUCACCAAGGCCAUCGAUCGCUGGGAGCCCGCGGCCAUGGAAGGGCUGCCUCCUUACAUGACCUCAUGCUACGAACUGCUUCUGGAAGUUUACGAUGAAAUGGCGGAAUUGGUAAGAGCCGACGGAGAAUACCGAACGAGUUACGCCAAAGAUGAGAUGAAGAAACUCUCUCGAGUUUACUUCGAGGAAGCCGUGAGGCUAUUCAAGAGCGAGACUCCAACGCUGGAAGAGUACUUUAGGGUUGGGGUUCCAUCUUUGGGGUAUAUGAUUGUGGCCGUCACUUGCUUCGUCGGCAUGGGAGAUUUGGUCGGGAAGGAAGACUUCGAUUGGGUCGCCAAUGAGCCCAAAAUCGUGUGCGCUUCGUCGUUGAUCGGGAGACUAAUGGACGAUAUGGCCGGAUACCAGCUCGAAAAGAAGCAAUCUUCGGUGCAUGUGUACAUGAGCGAGAAAGGCGCGACGAAAGAGGAGACAUUCGUUGCGCUUAAGGAGAAGGUGUGGACAGCCUGGCAAGACAUAAACGAAGAAUGUCUGAAUCUGAAAGGUCUUCCCAUGGCGGUUGUUGAGUGCCUCGUCAACUCGGCGCGUACCUUUCACCUCAUCUAUAGGGACGGCGAUGGAUUCACAGAUUCGCAAUCCAAAGUCAAGGAAGCUAUCAAGGCUUCGCUCGUCCAUCCCAUGCCCCUUUAAUUUGUAGAUAUAUACAUUUAUAUAUAUAUAUAUAUAUUACUGAUAUUUUUAUGCUGUUAAAAUAUUGGAAAACUGCGAAAUAUAGAAUCGCAGGAUCUCGACUACCCUCCUUGUAACCAACGUUUCUUAAUUCUUGAAUUUGUUGCUCUAUAUAUGUAUUAACUACGGAAAUCAACUUUUGUUGUAGCAUUUGAUGCAUAUAGUACUGUUAAUUA
Messenger RNA from Andrographis paniculata, 1972 nucleotides. Its product is annotated as beta-caryophyllene synthase-like. The transcript is spliced from 5 exons. Bases 117 to 1757 code for a protein of 546 amino acids. The record is from RefSeq and is a predicted model, not a curated record. Lineage: Eukaryota; Viridiplantae; Streptophyta; Magnoliopsida; Lamiales; Acanthaceae. Gene Ontology annotation, biological process: diterpenoid biosynthetic process. Gene Ontology annotation, molecular function: terpene synthase activity; magnesium ion binding.